Molecule: messenger RNA, 1635 nt
Organism: Aspergillus alliaceus
Lineage: Eukaryota; Fungi; Ascomycota; Eurotiomycetes; Eurotiales; Aspergillaceae
Product: N(6)-L-threonylcarbamoyladenine synthase family protein
Exons: 2
Coding region: 100-1476 (458 amino acids)
Biological process (GO): mitochondrial tRNA threonylcarbamoyladenosine modification
Cellular component (GO): mitochondrion
Source: RefSeq, a predicted model, not a curated record
CCUAGGGCACCUUUUGAGGGCUUCUGCGGCCCGUGCGACCGGACGUCGGGGUCUUUUCCGCCGCGUCAAGCCGGAGCACCAUCUUGACAACACACCCCAAUGUUGAACUCGAGUGCCUCGAGCGCGAUUUUUCGCAAGGCUAUAUGCAAUACAACUAGACGCGGCUUGUUCUCGCAACGUCGUGCGCUGCUCACUCUUGCUAUCGAAACAUCUUGCGAUGACACAUCGGUCGCGAUCGUUGAAAAAGAUGAAGCCGCCAGGGCCGCAAAGAUUCAUUUCCUUGAGAACGUGACGGCCGACUCCAAUGCAUACCGAGGCGUCCACCCGAUCUUAGCGCUCGAGUCGCACCAAGAGAAUCUCGCAAAACUUGUCGACAAGGCGCUUGCGCAUCUGCCCAUUGCAUCGGACAGUAUUGGAGGACAUAGAUCGAUAACGCUUGCAGAUGGCUCCCAGCCCCGCUAUAAACCAGACUUCAUAUCCGCUACCAGAGGUCCGGGGAUGCGUGCAAACCUCUUCGUUGGCUUAGAUACUGGGAAAGCUCUAUCGGUCGCAUGGCAAAUCCCCUUCAUCGGUGUUCAUCAUAUGCAAGCUCACCUAUUGACACCUCGACUCGUCUCGUCACUGGGCCCGGACAGUGGUAUCACCACACCAUCAUCGCCGAACACCCCGGGGUUCCCCUUCCUCUCAAUCCUUGUCUCUGGCGGCCAUUCGAUUCUUGUGAAAUCAUCAUCUCUUACGGACCAUGCGAUCAUGGCUUCUAGCGCGGAUAUCGCAAUCGGCGAGUCGCUGGACAAGGCUGCUAGAGAAAUUCUACCUCCCUCCUUGCUGCAAACUGCGAAGACUACUAUGUACGGCAAGAUGCUAGAGGAGUUUGCUUUUCCGAACGGUAGCACUGACUAUGCUGACUACCGGCCCCCAAUGAAACGUGGCGAGGAAAUCACCAAGCGAGAAACCCCGUGGGGCUGGUACCUUACGACUCCGUUCGCCAAUACCCGUGAAUUGCAAUUUAGUUUCUCAUCUAUUGCCAGUGCAGUCAACAAGAUAGUCACAAAGAAAGAGAAAUCGGGACAGAGUAUGUCUCAUGAAGAACGAGUUGACCUGGCACGCGAAUCCAUGCGGAUCUGCUUCGAGCAUCUCGCCUCCCGGACGAUCAUCGCUCUUGAGACCCUCCGCCAGCAGAAGCCUGAUGAGGAGGUGAAGACUCUGGUGGUCAGCGGUGGCGUGGCAGCCAAUCGAUUCCUUAUGACUGUUUUGCGCGCGUUCCUUCACGUCCGCGGCUUCGGUCAUGUGGCCAUUGUGGCGCCACCUCCUUAUCUAUGCACCGACAAUGCAGCGAUGAUCGGAUGGGCUGGCCUCGAGAUGUUUGAGGCGGGCUGGCGCACAGAUCUCAGUUGCCGCGCUCUCAGGAAGUGGACCCUGGAUCCGCAAGCCGAUGAUGGCGGGGUUCUGGGCCCCAGCGGGUGGCAGAAAGCAUAGUCUGGCAUUCAAUCGAUGACUUGGUCAUCAUACGUAUACUAGUAAUACCCAUGUACACUACUCAAUAAAUGUAUGUAUAUCCACCAUUUCACAUCCACACAUUCAUACUAGUAGACACGAUUGGUAUGAGGGACAUCUUCUUUGAUUAGAUUUUCGUUG